GUCUACAGGGGAGGGGGAUUGGUCGUCAGAUCAUUGCAGAGAGGCUGGUGGUGUGCGCUCUCUCUCCGCAGGGCCACAGACUGACUACUCCCCUUUCUCUCCAAUAUGGACUGGACGCGGCCGAUUAUGCACUCUGUUUCCUAACGAGGCGCGACGCAAACUACGCCUGUUGUGGAACAUCUCAGAUGGAAUCGAUCAUAUGUGAAGAUUGAAGCCCGUGAGAUCUGGAAUAUACACACCUUUUUUACCUUUUGCUGCGCUUUCUGAAACGGUCUCCGAAACCUACGCCCGCUUCUCAUGCGCUUCUACUGGCUGCUGCAGCAUCCUUUUCGAACCGUUUCCGAGCGAAUCGCGCCGAUUUGAUUAUCGAUUAUCAGCAAGCGGCGCUGGUAUCAUGUUUCUUAGGUAGGGCCCGGAUGUUCCAAAGAUGCACUGGUUCGUUUUCUUAGGUGGUUCUUGCGAUUAUCCUUUCCUGAUCUUUAGCUCCAUAAUGGGGAUCAGGUAAUAUUAACUAAGCCGCAAGAGAAGGAAUAUCUUACGCUUUGCGUUUUUCAUUUUUUCUUCCCCCUUUUUUCUUUCAUUUCUUUCCCUUGGGUUGUUUUUUCCUACCCCCUCCUUUUUUUUUUUUUUACAACAUUUUCUUCAUUCACCUUCGGAUAAAGCUGGACCACAUAUAUGGUAAAUGAAAGCAAAAACAUGUACAUACCGGAGGACACCCUUGAAAACCAUCAAGGCUCCAACUAUUCCAGUCCGUCGUUGGCUCCAGUCCCCAGUCUGAAUGAGGACGAGCAUGUGGAGGGCGGGGGUGGGGUGCUGGGUCUUGCACCUGAACACAUUCCCACCCCUGGUGCCCCCCUCAACUGGCAGGCAGCCAUCAACGCGGCACGGCAGGCCAAGCUGAUGGGCACCACCGCAGCCCCGAUCUCCACUGCGAGCUCCACACAGCGCAAACGCCAGCACUACACCAAACCCAAGAAACAGGCCAGCACUGCCUCCACGCGCCCACCCCGAGCCCUUCUCUGCCUCACUCUUAAAAACCCCAUCCGCAGGGCGUGCAUCAGUAUCGUGGAAUGGAAACCGUUUGAAAUCAUAAUUUUGAUGACUAUUUUUGCAAACUGUGUGGCCUUAGCUGUCUACAUCCCUUUCCCCGAGGACGAUUCCAACGCAACCAACUCAAACCUGGAACGGGUGGAGUAUCUCUUUCUGAUCAUUUUUACGGUGGAAGCAUUUCUCAAAGUUAUUGCAUACGGGUUGCUGUGUCAUCCUAAUGCGUACCUGCGGAACGGCUGGAACUUGUUGGAUUUCAUCAUCGUGGUGGUAGGGCUGUUCAGUGCAAUAUUAGAGCAGGCCACUAAAGGGGAUGGUGGGACUUCAAUGGGAGGCAAGGCUGCAGGGUUUGAUGUAAAAGCCCUGCGAGCCUUUAGAGUGUUGAGACCUCUGAGACUCGUAUCUGGAGUACCUAGUUUACAGGUGGUGCUGAACUCCAUCAUUAAAGCCAUGGUUCCCCUCCUGCACAUCGCUCUGCUCGUUCUGUUCGUCAUCAUCAUUUAUGCCAUCAUCGGCCUCGAGCUCUUCAUGGGCAAGAUGCACAGAACCUGUUUUUUCUUCAAAGAUGGACACAAAGGUACUAUAUCUGAAGAGAAGCCGGCCCCCUGCGCCCCAAGCUCCACCCAUGGACGACACUGCUCCUCGGCCAACAUAACGCAGUGCAUGAUGGGAUGGGCGGGCCCAAAUGAUGGAAUCACGAACUUUGAUAACUUUGCAUUUGCCAUGCUAACUGUGUUUCAAUGCAUCACGAUGGAGGGCUGGACUGACGUCCUGUACUGGAUGCAGGAUGCCAUGGGUUAUGAGCUUCCAUGGGUCUAUUUUGUCAGUCUGGUCAUCUUUGGAUCCUUUUUCGUUCUAAAUCUGGUUCUGGGUGUGUUGAGCGGAGAGUUCUCUAAAGAGCGAGAAAAGGCCAAAGCUCGUGGUGAUUUCCAGAAGCUCCGUGAGAAGCAGCAGCUGGAGGAGGAUCUAAAGGGCUACCUGGACUGGAUCACGCAGGCGGAGGAUAUCGACCCUGAGAACGACGACGAGGGACUGGAUGACGACAAGCCUAGAAAUCUGAGUAUGCCGGCCAGUGAAAAUGAGUCAGUGAACACUGAUAAUGCUCCCGCUGGAGACAUGGAGGGAGAGACCUGCUGUACUCGCAUGGCAAAUAGGAUCUCCAAAUCCAAAUUCAGUCGAUAUUCACGCCGAUGGAAUCGGUUAUGUCGGCGCACGUGCCGUGCAGCAGUGAAGUCAAAUGUGUUCUACUGGCUGGUGAUUUUCCUGGUAUUUUUGAACACGCUUACCAUUGCCUCUGAGCACCACCAGCAGCCAGACUGGCUCACCAAUGUACAAGAUAUCGCCAAUAAGGUGAUGCUGGCUCUUUUUACCGGUGAGAUGCUGCUGAAGAUGUACAGCCUGGGCCUACAGGCCUAUUUCGUCUCCCUUUUUAACCGCUUCGACAGUUUUGUGGUGUGCGGUGGAAUUCUGGAGACUAUCCUGGUAGAGACUAAGAUCAUGUCACCCCUCGGCAUCUCUGUGCUGCGCUGUGUGCGUCUGCUCCGCAUCUUCAAGAUCACCAGGUACUGGAACUCUCUCAGUAAUCUAGUGGCGUCUCUGCUGAACUCGGUGCGCUCUAUCGCGUCCCUGCUUUUGCUGCUCUUCCUGUUCAUCAUCAUCUUCAGUCUGCUCGGAAUGCAGCUCUUUGGUGGCAAGUUCAACUUUGACGAGACGCGCCGCAGCACCUUCGAUAACUUCCCCCAGUCUCUCCUCACCGUCUUUCAGAUUUUGACCGGAGAGGACUGGAACUCUGUGAUGUUUGAUGGGAUCAUGGCGUACGGUGGGCCCUCCUUUCCUGGCAUGCUUGUCUGCAUUUAUUUCAUCAUCCUCUUCAUCUGCGGAAACUACAUCCUCCUGAAUGUCUUCUUGGCCAUUGCCGUGGACAACCUGGCAGACGCAGAGAGUCUGACAUCAGCGCAGAAAGAGGAAGAGGAGGAGAAAGAGAGGAAGAAGCUGGCCAGAACGGCCAGUCCAGAGAAGCGCCAGAACUCUGAGAAACCACCUCUGAAGGAUGAAAAGAAAGAGGAAAAGAUUGAACUAAAAUCCAUCACUUCUGAUGGAGAGACGCCAACUGCUACCAAGAUCAACAUAGAUGAGUACACAGGGGAGGAGAAUGAGGAGAAGAACCCAUAUCCUGUGAACGAUUUCCCAGCAGCAGAGGAGGACGAUGAGGAGCCAGAGAUGCCUGUAGGUCCUCGUCCACGUCCACUCUCCGACAUUCAGCUGAAGGAGAAAGCUGUCCCCAUGCCAGAAGCCAGAGCUUUCUUUAUUUUCAGCCCCAAUAACAAGUUCAGGGUUUUGUGUCAUAAGAUUGUAAACCACAACAUCUUCACCAAUUUAAUCCUGUUCUUUAUACUGCUGAGCAGUAUUUCACUGGCAGCGGAGGACCCAGUGAAUAAUGACUCAUUCAGGAAUCAGAUUCUAGGCUAUGCAGAUUAUGUGUUUACAGGAAUCUUCACCAUAGAGAUCAUACUGAAGAUGACAACGUAUGGAGCAUUCCUACAUAAGGGUUCAUUUUGUCGGAAUUAUUUUAAUAUUUUGGAUCUGGUGGUGGUCAGUGUGUCUCUGAUCUCCUCUGGAGUUCAGUCAAGUGCCAUUAAUGUAGUGAAGAUUCUCAGAGUGCUGAGGGUGUUGAGGCCCCUGAGAGCAAUCAACAGAGCCAAGGGCCUCAAACAUGUGGUCCAGUGUGUGUUUGUAGCCAUCCGUACCAUCGGGAACAUUGUCAUCGUCACCACUUUGCUGCAGUUCAUGUUUGCCUGUAUUGGUGUUCAACUUUUCAAGGGCAAAUUCUUCUACUGCACAGACACCUCUAAACAGACACAGUCCGAAUGCAGGGGGUCCUAUAUAUUAUUCAAAGAUGGGAAUGUUGGGAAGCCAGUGAAAUCACAGCGUUCAUGGGAGAACAGUGACUUCAACUUUGAUGAUGUCCUGCAGGGCAUGAUGGCUCUGUUUGCCGUGUCCACUUUUGAGGGUUGGCCAGGGCUCCUCUACAGAGCCAUUGACUCCCAUGCAGAGGAUGUUGGUCCAGUCUACAACUACCGUGUGAUCAUCUCUAUAUUCUUCAUCAUCUACAUCAUCAUCAUUGCCUUCUUCAUGAUGAACAUAUUCGUAGGUUUCGUCAUUGUGACAUUUCAGGAGCAGGGAGAGCAAGAGUACAAAAACUGUGAGCUGGACAAGAACCAGCGGCAGUGUGUGGAAUAUGCCCUGAAGGCCCGUCCCCUGCGCAGGUACAUCCCCAAGAACCCGUAUCAGUACAAGGUAUGGUACGUGGUGAACUCUACCUACUUUGAGUAUCUGAUGUUCACCCUCAUUCUUCUCAACACCAUCUGCCUGGCCAUGCAGCAUCAUGGCCAAUCUCAGUCAUUCAGCAAAGCCAUGAAUAUCCUCAAUAUGUUGUUCACUGGCCUAUUCACUGUGGAAAUGAUCCUAAAACUCAUCGCCUUCAAACCCAGGCAUUAUUUUGUUGAUGCAUGGAACACGUUUGAUGCCCUUAUUGUAGUGGGUAGUGUUGUUGAUAUAGCCAUCACAGAGGUUAACCCAGCUGACCCCUCCUCCUCUCCCCCCUCCUCUGUGGUAAGACCAAUGGGCCUCCAAAACACUGAAGAUAACGCCAGGAUCUCAAUCACGUUCUUUCGGCUGUUCCGUGUGAUGAGGCUGGUGAAGCUCCUGUCUCGGGGAGAGGGCAUUCGGACGCUGCUCUGGACCUUCAUUAAAUCCUUUCAGGCUCUUCCCUAUGUUGCUUUGCUGAUCGUAAUGCUGUUCUUCAUCUACGCCGUCAUUGGGAUGCAGAUGUUUGGUAAGAUUGCCCUGAGGGACAACAGCCAGAUCAACCGAAACAACAACUUUCAGACGUUUCCUCAGGCUGUUCUGCUGCUCUUCAGGUGUGCAACAGGGGAGGCGUGGCAGGAAAUCAUGCUGGCCUGUUCUCCGAACCGCCCGUGUGAGAAGGGGUCAGAGGUCAACCACAACAGUGAAGACUGUGGCAGCCACUUUGCCAUCAUCUACUUUGUUAGCUUUUAUAUGCUUUGCGCCUUCCUGAUCAUUAACCUCUUUGUGGCCGUCAUCAUGGACAACUUUGACUAUUUAACACGUGAUUGGUCGAUAUUGGGGCCGCAUCACCUGGAUGAGUUUAAGAGGAUAUGGGCAGAAUACGAUCCUGAGGCCAAGGGUCGGAUAAAGCACCUGGAUGUGGUGACGUUGCUGCGCAGGAUUCAGCCUCCCCUUGGAUUUGGAAAGCUUUGUCCACAUAGAGUGGCGUGCAAGCGGCUUGUGUCCAUGAACAUGCCUCUCAAUAGUGACGGGACGGUGAUGUUCAACGCAACUCUCUUUGCUCUGGUACGAACGGCUCUACGCAUCAAAACUGAAGGUAACCUGGAGCAAGCAAAUGAGGAACUCAGGGCCAUCGUGAAGAAGAUCUGGAAGAGGACGAGCAUGAAGCUGCUGGAUCAAGUCGUUCCCCCUGCUGGAGAUGAUGAAGUAACAGUGGGGAAGUUCUAUGCCACAUUCCUGAUUCAGGAAUACUUCAGGAAAUUUAAGAAGCGCAAGGAACAGGGCCUGGUGUCCAAAAUUCCUCCAAAGACUGCUCUUUCACUGCAGGCUGGCCUGCGUACACUGCAUGAUAUGGGUCCUGAGAUCAGAAGAGCGAUAUCAGGAGACCUGACUGUGGAGGAGGAGCUGGAGAGAGCCAUGAAGGAAACCGUGUGUUCUGCAUCUGAGGAUGAUAUCUUCAGGGUAAAGCGGUCUGGCGGUCUCUUCGGUAACCACGUCAACUACUACCACCAGAGUGACGGCCACGCCUCCUUCCCACAGUCCUUCACAACACAGCGGCCGUUGCACAUCAGUAAAUCCGGGAGUCCCGGCGAAGCAGAAUCUCCCUCUCAUCAGAAGCUCGUCGACUCCACCUUCACUCCGAGCAGUUAUUCUUCCUCAGGAUCCAACGCAAACAUUAACAACGCCAACAACACAGCCAUCGGACACCGGUACCCCAAACCUACCGUCAGCACAGUGGACGGACACACGGGGCCGCCCCUCACCACCGUCCCACUACCACGGCCCACAUGGUGCUUUCCUAACAAGAGGAGCUGUUUCUAUGACACUUUCAUGCGCUCUGAUUCCAGUGACAGUCGUCUCCCUAUAAUACGGCGAGAGGAAGCAUCUACAGAUGAGACGUACGAUGAAACAUUUCUAGAUGAGCGAGAUCAGACCAUGCUCUCGAUGGACAUGAUGGAAUUUCAGGAUGAAGAGAGCAAGCAAUUGGCUCCCAUGGAGGAGGCGGAUGUAGGGGAGGAGAGGAGGCCGUGGCAGUCUCCACGGCGACGGGCCUUUCUCUGCCCCACUGCACUGGGUACAUACUCACACACACAUUCAUUACAGUUAAUACAGAUCAGUACAAUCAUUAGUUUCGCUUCAAAUGUGACGUUGAAGUCAACUGCAUAUUUGCUUUUCAACACAGGUCGACGGUCUUCCUUUCACUUGGAGUGUCUGAGAAAACAUAACAGACCUGAUGUUUCGCAGAAAACAGCACUACCACUGCAUCUAGUGCAUCAUCAGGCUCUGGCUGUGGCAGGGUUGAGUCCCUUGCUGAGACGGAGUCAUUCUCCGACACUGUUCACGCGUCUGUGUUCCACACCUCCUGCGAGUCCCAGCGGCCGCGGCGGGGGAGGCCCGUGCUACCAGCCCGUCCCGUCUCUGCGGUUGGAGGGCAGCGGAUCUUACGAGAAACUCAACAGCAGCAUGCCAUCUGUGAACUGCAGCUCGUGGUACAGUGACAGUAACGGCAACCACAGCCGGAGCGUGCAGAGGACGCAGCGACCCGUAUCCCUCACGGUUCCUCCGGUCACACGCAGAGACUCCAUAUCCCUGGCUCAUGGGAGCGCCGGCAGCCUCGUGGAGGCGGUGUUGAUAUCCGAGGGUUUGGGUCGCUAUGCACAGGAUCCCUCCUUCAUCCAGGUAGCGAAGCAGGAACUAGCGGACGCCUGCGACAUGACUAUGGAGGAGAUGGAGAACGCUGCCGACAACAUUCUCAACGCCAACGCGCCGCCCAACGCCAACGGAAACCUGCUGCCCUUCAUACAGUGCAGAGACACUGGCUCCCAGGAGUCCCGUUGCAGUCACACGCUGGGCCUCUCGACCGCCACGGGCUCCGACGAGCUGCUGGGGGUGGAGUUAGAGUGCUCCGAGGGGAACAGCACUCUGAUGGAGGACGAGGACAUGGAGUGCGUGACCAGUUUGUAGGGGGAACAGCAGCAGAACGGAGGACUUCCUGUGUCUUAGCCCAGCUCUCUCUGAGGACACUGCUGUCCUGCAGUCUGACCUGUCUGUUUGUUGCGAGUACCUACUGUAGGGGUAUAAGGCCAUUCUGCUUAGCUGAGACCGAGUUGGUUUUUAGUUCGUCUGUGUGUUUGCGAGAGCACGAGCGAGUAGGCGUGUGUACAUGUUUGUGUGUGCGUGUUUCUAAAGUGCCUCACAGUUCUCACAACCUUGAUUGCAGUAAGGAAACGAAACCCUGACCGAGCAGGGAAUGAAAGGAAAAGAUGCGCUACCGUUGCUCAAGCAGUGGGAUCUGUCCGCCGGUGGGAGGAUAGAGCGAGUUUGCGCUGACUUGUGUGUGUGUGUGUGUGUGGCAGUAGGACUCGACGGCCGAAUCUUCGGCGUGGACGUGUGGUGCCGAGCAGGUGGAUCUUGAGGACCGUGUCGGGAAUUUGCCGCCCGGGUUCGAGAGAUGUUCAGAGGGACACAUUGGAGCGGCUCUCCAUCCAUCCAUCCGUUCAUCAGGAGAAGUGUCGUCUGCAAGCGCCCUCACGUCAUCCUUCUCCUUUAAGGCUUUCUUUUGUGUUCAGUUGAUGAUUUGUGCUGCUUUUUGAAUUUGAUUUCUACCCACAAUUCUCUAGUUAGCUUUUCUUUUAAUCAGCGGAAGACUGAACUCCCUGAAUUGCUCUCUUUCUCGUGUACCGUUAUGGCUUUCAGGUAGCUGCUAGCUGUGCAAGGUACGGGUCAUUGCAUCAGUGGCCUUUUAUUCCAGAUCUGCUUCAGGUUUUAUUUCCUUUUUUUAUUUUCCAGCAUUUAGUGUUUGUAAUGUUGUUUAUCUUGGAUUGUACACAGAUGAAUGCUGUUUUUUUUUCUUAAAUUAUUAUUAUUAUUAUUGAAGGCGUUUAAGAUGUUUAUGCCAGAUGCAGUGUUGUGAAUCUAAUGCCUCUUACAGACACAAAAAAAAUAUUUAUUUAUUUAUUCCUGUCGGAGGUGAAGCGUGUUCUGCCGGGGGUUUAUUGGUAGCUCACAAGCUGUAAAUGAGCGCUGUCACUCUCCUGGACGCAGGUAGCACUGACGGCUCUCAUGGCUGCUGUUGGAUUGGACUCACGUUUGCUCUGAAACUACUGACGUUCCUUCACUGCUGAUCUCCAGAAACAUUCAGCCGACAGCUGCGAUUCUGUCACGAUCCCACCUGCUCGACACAGGGAACAGCAGAUCUUCGGAAGGUCAGUAAAGGUGCACUUUGAGGAGAGGAAGGGUGGAGUAUUCAGGGAUGUCUGGGUAGCGCAUCAUUUAAAAAAACAAACUCUAAUGUAGUUCACACAGGGCUAAAUAUAUAACCAUCAUUAUGAAAGUACCAACAUCAGCAGUGUCAUCAUCAUACAAUGUUAUUGAUUGCUAUUAUUAUGAUUAUUAUUACUAUUAUUGUUAAGGAUAUUUUUCUGCUGGGUUUAGCACUGUUUCCAUGCAGUUCGGCAGACACACAGAGAACUACUUAUCAAUCUAUUAUGCAAAUAAGGUGUUGAAGCGUUAACAUUGUGUUGGUAAUGUGUUGGCGGGAUGGAAGACGUCCCCUAAACACAUGCGCUGAUGAGAAACCUGACCAAUCCACUUCCAGGCGUCUCUCUGUUCGUGCCACACUAGACCGGGUUAGAAGUUCUGUCACCGUUUUGCACACGACUUCAGACGAUAUGAAUUUCUCUUUCCAUGUAUGAAUAGAUAAUUAUUUUUGUCUACACCGAGCGUCCUGGCGUUUUGUUCCAGGCCUCGAACAUCGCAUUCAAUCUCAGUCUCCAGUCCUGCGCUGUUUUUUUUUUUUUUGGUUGAAUGAGUUCCUGAAUGUUUACAGGAGGUCUCUGCUCUGAGGAUGAUGCAAAGCUUGUGAAAAAACCGUGACAAAUGUAGCCAGAACCCACCUGCUCUGUUCCAAAGCCGCCACCACACCCUCAUAUCUCCUACACACACGUGCCAUAUGUCAUUGUGAGGCUGCCCCAGGCAUAUUUCGAGGCCUUGGUUGUGUACGUGUGCGAGUUUCUCCGUGUUUAGCAUAUGCAGAGUACGGAAACGAGCGUGUCUGUGCUAGUAUAUGCAGGAUGAGUGCGUGAGUGCAUGCGUAUGUGCUUGCAUACCACAAGAUAUGCAAAAACAAUGCAAUAACUUUGACUGUACAACAGUUUCCUUCAGAACUACAGCUGUACAAAACUCUAAGAUACAGAGAGAAGUAUAUUCACUGUUGUGUAUUAAGUUACAGAACUUUAAAUUGAAGAAACCUGUCAUACUUGAAAUCGGGUGCAUUUGAGUAUUGAGUAUUUUGAAAUAAUCUUGUGCGGGUCAGUUUGGUUUGAUGUUUUUCUUCUGUUGGUUUCAAUGAUCUCUGCAUGAGGAUUCUUUUGGUGUGCCAAGCGUUUUGAGUAACUAUUUUUUUGUUGUUGUUGUUGUUUUCAUUUGAAACAUUGAGGAAACACUGAUGACGGGGAGCGAAGGUGUAAAUACAGACUGAGGAGAGAAGCAUCUCGGCGUGAAAAUGAUUUUGCAUAUCUUGUGCUCAGCUGAAAGGUGCAUGAUACGCAAGAGCAGCUCUCUCUCUUUCACCCUUUAUCUUUUCAUUCGCUCACCCUCUUUGUCCUUUCUUUGGCAGACAUCACAGUGAAGGCGUUUUAUCACGGCACCCGUGCGCCGGUGAACGGGCUCACUCUAAAUAGUUGGUCAUGCACAUUAAUUCUCGCUAUUAUUUGAGGCUGCAAGCGGAAACAUUAGAAAUCCCCUUUCAUGACAAGCUGCAUUCUGCGAGGAGAUUUAGGUUGGAAAUAAUGGAUUUGGAUGCUAUGCUUGAAUUUUUGGGUCAUGUUUGCAUGGAAUCUAAAGAAUCGAACUAGCAGACGGAGUCCUCCUCUCCCUUCAUUAGCCAAUGAUUGUAUAUUUUUAUAGACUUAUAGUAAAUAAUUAACACAUGAAAAGAGACCAUAUAAAAUCAUCUAUAUAUGCUGAAUGUCAGGGCUAAAAUGACUACACACAACCGUGUUUGAGAAUGUAUGUAGUGACUACAUAUAGAUAGAAAUUAAAUUUAUGAUAGAGAAAUAUAGAGUAAAUCAUUCGUAUUCACCGCAGUAGCUCCUUUUGAAACUCCGCUCGUACGGCCUGUUAUUAAGCAGGAUGGUUUGGUGUUUUUACUGAGGGAGGAGUGCAAUGAGAUUAAUCAUGUGAUUUUGAAUCCGAGGGCUUUUUCUCAGCUGCUUUAUUCAGAUCAACACAUCACGUUCCCCUCCGAGCACCUGCACAUGAUAGAACAGUGUGGAAAAGCCACAAGCUUUCAUGACACAAAAGCAGCGCCUGUGUUGAAUGAAACUGCUAAUGAAUGAACACAGAGAGCUGUCUGCUCAGGCCUUGGGGAAAUGUACCAAAUAUUUGACUGAAUAUUUUAUUAGUUGCUCAGUGAGGUUUUUGCCCAAAUGGUUGUAAUGUAGUUUUUCUUCUCUCAGAGAAUCAGAAGUUAUUUUAUAUAUUUUAAAAUAUGAGAAAUAUUUAUCAGAUGGAAGUUAUUUCGCACUGGUUGGAGGGAAUGUCGGUGACGUAAUGGAUGACAUUUCAGCAGGGGAAGUGUAGGUUGCUCUCCCGAUGGACUUUGAUUGAUUUUGGUUUGUAUUUUGGUUUGCCAUCUGUAGCAGUAGCGCACAAGUUUCCCCAAUAGAAAAGCGUAUAUUGAAAGAAAUGGUUUUAUGUAUGCAUUUAAUGCUUAAUAUUUUUGGAAAUAUAAUACCCUCAGAAAAGAGUAAACUAUCCAUAGCAAAUGAGCAGCAUUGUUACAACCAUUCAAGUUCACAACACAUUACAGUAAAACGCAGUUUUUUUUUUAUCUUUAGGGUGUUGUUUUGUUUGUUUGUUUGUUUUAUUUGGAUGAACCCAGUAAUGCACGAACACAAAAUGUUAGUGGAUUUAUUAAGGAUGUCUGUAGUUCAAGUAUCCGUUCGGGCCGUCCGGUGUUUCUGGGUUCAUGCGUGUUCGUAUGCCAAUUCUGCACGUGUCAGACUGAAGGAACGUGCUGUGGGGUUGACCUUUGACCCAGAGAAAGCCUGGACAUGUGCAAUGUCUGCCCUCUGGUUUAACCUUUGUGUAGCACGUAUCUCUAAUGUCCUCCUUUAUAUGACUGUUAAUUUGAUAUUAUAAGUUAAUGUAGUGCGUUAAUGAGUUUUAAUGAUAAACUAAAAACUAAGGUGGUGAUGCAAUAAUCCCAAUUUGCACAUUUAAACCACGUUUAGUUUGACACAUCGUACACAUAAAUCCAAGUAAAGGAUGAAUUUAUGCAUAGAUUUUAGCUGUCGUGUAAAUACUAAUUUCGCCCUAAGCUCAAAACAUCAAUCUUGCCAUAGUUUCAUUUCAACAGGUGGGACUAUAAUUAAUUCAGAUUUGUUCAGUGGGUAGGUGAAUGCAAAACAAUUUAUAUGAACCAAUUUGAGGUUUUCGAGUGGCAUUUCCCCGCUUCUAGUUCCACCCAGCGAAUGUAGCACUAAGAGACAGAAGGAGAUGGGCGGAACGGUAACGAUUAUGACGAGGAGCUCAAAGAGUUAAUAUUGCACAAAUCUCCAUGUAUGAGUGAACCUUUUAACAACUUGUUCUUACCACAUCCUGCUUUCUUUCUGCAGAGAUGGAAGUAAUGCUCUGUUUGCUGGCGCCGAUCUCUGGGCUUGAAUUGUUGGGUCUCUUUUUCUCUAAUGGGUGGCAGGACUACUCACUCAUCUACAGAUGCAGCCCACAAUUCUUCCUGUUAUAGAGGCUGAAGCCCGAAUCUGCAUUACACUAUUUUCCUGCGGUCGGAGGUGAUUUGGUUUACGUUUAACAGCUUAAGACUCACGAAGGGAGGAAUCUUUGAGCGGAUCGUCUCAGUUGCUUUAUUUUCGGUGACCACACGAGCAGCUUCUGUAGUCUUGAUUGACGGUGCGGAUGGGAAGUGUAGUCUUGAGGUCCUCAGCUGUUUGUUAGAUUAACGAGCUGAAUUAAAAUUAGACGCGUGUCAUGCUUUUGGUAGAAUUCGAAGGCAUCAGUGCUGACCAUUCAGGUCUCUCACGAAACACCGUCAGAGGUCAUUCACAUUUUGGACUAUUUAAUGGAGUUUAGACCCCAGGUGUUAUUGAAAACUGUGAGACGUCUGCAUGGUCUGUCAUUCCCUCCUCUACUUUUGCUGAGACUCUUUUGUUUCAUUUCAUCAUUCUUUCAUUUGUUCAUUUAGAUUUUAAAAAGAAUACGCUACGUAAAUCUGAAGAUUCAAUCACUUUUUCUACUCCUAUUUUCAAAAAAAA
Messenger RNA from Sinocyclocheilus rhinocerous, 12629 nucleotides. RefSeq names its product calcium channel, voltage-dependent, L type, alpha 1C subunit (gene cacna1c). Gene Ontology annotation, cellular component: voltage-gated calcium channel complex; membrane. Lineage: Eukaryota; Metazoa; Chordata; Actinopteri; Cypriniformes; Cyprinidae. The record is from RefSeq and is a predicted model, not a curated record. Gene Ontology annotation, molecular function: high voltage-gated calcium channel activity. The coding region runs from base 676 to 7320 and encodes 2214 amino acids. The transcript is spliced from 47 exons. Gene Ontology annotation, biological process: calcium ion import across plasma membrane.